Moneuplotes crassus is the source of this 2609-nucleotide messenger RNA. The record is from the annotation of a GenBank genome assembly. Lineage: Eukaryota; Ciliophora; Spirotrichea; Euplotida; Euplotidae.
UUUAAGAUUAUUAUUUAUUGAAAUUUACACCAUGGAAGAGACCAAAGGAGCUAAUCUCUCUAUGAGCGAUGCCCAGACAAUUAGUAAUGAUGACUCAAACAUUAAAGCUAUAUGCAGGUUUAGGCCUCUCACUGGAACGGAGAGGGGUAAAGGAGGUAGCAGCGUGUGCUGUGAGUUGGACACCUCUCAAAAUUCGGUGUCUAUAAACUUAACUAAGAAAUAACAAUAAAUAUACUGGGCCUACAACUUUCUCCUUUGAUAGAGUCUUUGACUUAGGUGCUAGCCAGAGAGAUAUCUAUGAAGCAGCUGCCGAGCCUAUAAUCAACAGUGUUUUGCAAGGUUUUAAUGGUACCAUAUUAACCUAUGGCCAAUCUGGCUCUGGAAAGACCUUCACAAUGCAUAGUUCAGAGACUGGUGGAGUCCAGAACCAAGGAAUUCUUCCUAGAAUAGUUUCAACACUCUUCAGCAGGAUUGAGAAUAUGACAGAAAAUAUUGAAUUUUCUAUAAAAAUCUCCAUGCUGGAGAUUUUUCAGGAUAAAAUCUGAGAUUUACUAGAGAAAUCUAAAGUUGAUCUCCAAGUUAAACAAACUUCUGAAAAAGGAACCGUAGUUGAAAACUUAACAGAGAAAUACAUCGGCUCUAGUGACGAGAUCUAUGAUGCACUCAAAAUUGGGGAUCAUCUGAAGACUGAUAAAUCACAUGUUAUUUUCAUAAUGAACGUGGAUCAGACAAAUGCUGAUACUGGCUCUGGUAUCUCUGGAAAGCUCAUUUUAGCAGACCUAGCAGGAACUGAGAAAAAUUCAAGUAAAGGUUCACAAGGAUCUGAAUCAGAUGAUAUGAAAGGAAUAGAAAAAUCACUAUCAAUUCUCAGAAGAGUAACCAAUGCUUUGGCAGAGGAAAAUCAUACUGAUGUUCCUUACCAAGAUUCCAAACUAACCCAAGUACUCUCAGAAUCUUUCGGUGGGAACACAAAAACCAGUGUUAUCAUCACAUGCUCUCCUUCUCCAUGGCAUGAACUUGAAACAAUGUCAUCUCUCAGAUUCGGAUCUAUAGCCCGUACUAUCAAAAACACUCCUAAAAUCAACAAACUCCACUCUCAGACCGAACUCUCAUCCCUCCUAAAUGCCGCUGAGGUAAAAAUAAGUGCUCUUGAUGCUUACAUCACCCAAAACAAUCUACCUCAGCCCAAAAUCCCCCCAAAAUCUCCUUCAGCACCAGCUCUACCCAACCAUCAGCCCCAAUCUACCACUCAGCCAGGACUAUCCAGCUUCAUCGACCAGAGCCCCGACCAAGAAGCUCUUAAAACUCUUGAACAAAAGUUAUAGCACAACAAGAGAGGACAGAUGAGUGCUUGAAGACAAUAAACAGGCUGAAAGAAGAUAUUCAGGUUUUGGAAGGAAGAAUUGAGGUAUUAGAAGAAGAAAAGUUGAAGGUGGAACUGGAAAAAGAGGGGUUCAUGGGAAAAUAACUCACUUAUGUUCAAGCUGCAAGGGUCCAUAGAUCUUGCAGAGGAGAGACAUGAAAUUAUUAAGCUACAAGAAGAGAAGAUUAAGGUGAAGGAUAAAGAAGUUGAGGUUUUUAAGGAGAAAGUUAUGGAGCUUAUGGUCAAGCUUAAGAAAUAUGAAAAUGACAAAGCACCCGGAAGCGAUCCUAAGGAGAUAACGAAUAGUUCUAUAAGGUUAAAGAAAGAAAUCAUGGCUUUAAGACAUAUUAUGAACCUUAAAGAUGAAAUAUUGAGUAAACUUAAACUUACAGAAGAUCUUACGGAUGAAGAUAGGAACAAAAUUAUUAUUAAUACCCGUAUGCUUGAAGAAAUAGAAAAAGCAUCUAGUAAGUAUACUAAAAUCCCUACAAAAAUGGUGCUUGUAAAAGAGACAGAUACAGACACUCUCUCAUUAAGCGAGAGUGAGGUUGAACAAAUAGUCAUCAACCAAAAGAUGAUCCAUGCACGUAUUGAGGAAGAACUAGCCACAAAGCGCUCAAUGAGGAAAGAGAUUGAAGACAUCAAGUACCAAGAUGAAGACCAACUCACAAAGGAAGUUGUGCAAGCUAAAAUGAACGAAAUGAAGGAAAGCUUUGACAAAGAAAGAGAGCAUCUCCUCAGUGAUCUCGGCAACAGAACCCAAAAGGUCAAGCAACUUGAAAUGGAACUUGAAAUCCAAAGAGAAGAAUAUAAGAAGUUAGAAAAGUCUCUAACUGAAGAAGAGUUUUCAAUGAAAAUACAGAUAGAGCAACUCCAGAGACAAGUUGAUCAGAUGAAUCUUAUGUAUCAUCAUGAGGUAUCCAGUAACAAUGUGUUGAAAGUUGAUGUUCAGCUGUAUGAGAAAAAGAUACUUAAGAGAGACCAAAGAAUAGCUACACUGGAAAAAUCAUAUAAGACUUUGAGUGAGCAAGCUCAAGAGAUGAAAAGUGAACUUAUGAAUGCCCAAAAGCAAAUGAUAAAGCUAGAAACACUCAGAAGAGAGUCAUUGGUGCUUUCUAGGAUUCCUACACAAGCAAAGAUGAUUAAAAGGAUUAAAACAGGAGUCAAACCUAGAGAGAUUCAGAAAGACUACAGAAACAAAAUUGUUGAGCGAGUCAUUGGAGAUCCUUUCAACUCUUCAGAAUAA